Coffea arabica (coffee) is the source of this 3017-nucleotide messenger RNA. Its product is annotated as peptidyl-prolyl cis-trans isomerase CYP65. The record is from RefSeq and is a predicted model, not a curated record. Gene Ontology annotation, biological process: protein peptidyl-prolyl isomerization; protein folding; protein polyubiquitination. Gene Ontology annotation, molecular function: peptidyl-prolyl cis-trans isomerase activity; ubiquitin protein ligase activity. Lineage: Eukaryota; Viridiplantae; Streptophyta; Magnoliopsida; Gentianales; Rubiaceae. Gene Ontology annotation, cellular component: catalytic step 2 spliceosome.
AAAAAAGGAAAACGGAGCACCGCCUUGGCAAUUGGAUUUUGUAGUUCCGGGUCUGAAGUUGGAUAUCAUACGAGCUGCGGGAGGUUCAUAUUUUGUAAGUUGAUGUUUGCAGUCCACCGCCCAGGAGCCCAGAAUGUUGACACAAUCCGCUUAAAACUCAAUCCAGAAACCGCGCUUUCUCGUCUGAGGAAGCACCUCACCUCUAGGCUCUAACUCUCUAAGUAGGAGUGGUAAUUAGAGUAAUAAUAAUAAAAAAAAAGCCCUAAUCCCUUCGGGAAGGAAUCAGGUCUGCUGCAGUUGAAUUCAGCUCAACCUCGGCUGAAUACAAGUUGGACGAUGGGGAAGAAACAGCACAGCAAAGAUCGGUUGUUCCUAACGAAGACGGAAUGGGCAACGGAGUGGGGAGGUGCAAAAUCCAAAGAAAUUCGCACGCCUUUCAAACGCCUCCCUUUCUAUUGCUGCGCUCUUACGUUCACCCCAUUCGAGGAUCCGGUUUGCACCAAAGACGGCAACGUCUUCGACAUCAUGAACAUAGUUCCUUACAUUAGGAAGUUUGGGAAGAAUCCGGUUACCGGGGCUCCGCUCAAGCCAGAGGACUUAAUUCCACUUACUUUCCAUAAGAAUGCUGAAGGCGAAUAUCAUUGUCCAGUGCUGAAUAAGGUUUUUACAGAGUUUACACACAUAGUUGCAGUGAAGACUACUGGGAAUGUGUUCUGUUAUGAGGCUAUUAAAGAACUAAACCUUAAAACCAAGAACUGGAAGGAGCUCCUUACAGAUGAACCAUUCACUAGGGAAGACCUAAUAACUAUACAAAAUCCAAAUGCACUCGACAGCAGGGCUCUCCUUGAUUUUGAUCACGUCAAAAAUAGUUUGAAAGUUGACGAUGAAGCAUUAAAAAGGAUGGAAUCAGAUCCCACAUAUAAUAUAAAUGUUACUGGGGAUAUCAAGCAGAUGCUAAAGGAACUUGGCACUGAACAAGCAAAGGAAAUUGCUCUGCAUGGUGGAGGUGGAAUCAAGGCAAAAAAUGAAAGAGCUGCUGCACUUGAGGCUAUAUUGGCUGCAAGGUCACGCAUAAAGGAUGAGUCCAAUGGGAAUGGUGAGUCAGCCAAGAAGGCUUAUAGUAUUGUGGAUGCUGCUUCUGCCUCUGUUCAUGGAAGAAGUGCAAAUUCUGCAAAGUCUGCUUCAGAUGAUAAAACAGCUGCUAGAAUAGCUUUGCACAUGGCGGGUGAGAGGACGCCAGUGAAUGCCAAGCUGGUAAAGAGUCGUUUUACCACUGGUGCUGCUUCGCGGUCCUUCACUUCUACUGCUUUUGAUCCUGUUACCCAAAAUGAGUAUGAGUACAUCAAAGUUGAGAAGAACCCAAAGAAGAAAGGCUAUGUUCGCCUGCAAACAACACACGGUGAUCUAAAUAUUGAGCUGCACUGUGAUAUAACUCCAAGAACAUGCGAGAACUUCAUCAGUUUAUGUGAACGUGGGUAUUACAAUGGAGUAGCUUUCCACAGAAAUAUAAGGAACUUUAUGAUUCAAGGUGGAGAUCCCACUGGGACUGGAAAAGGGGGUGAGUCGAUAUGGGGAAAGCCCUUCAAAGAUGAACUAAACUCUAAAUUGCUUCAUUCUGGAAGGGGUGUUGUUAGCAUGGCCAACUCUGGUCCUCACACAAAUGGUUCACAGUUCUUCAUCCUGUACAAAUCUGCAAAUCAUUUGAACUUCAAACACACAGUGUUUGGUGGAGUUGUAGGAGGUUUGACAACGCUUUCUGCCAUGGAGAAGGUCCCUGUUGAUGAUGAUGACCGACCUCUGGAAGAAAUCAAGAUAACUGAAGUAGAAAUAUAUGUCAAUCCUUAUGCAGAAUCUGAUGAAGAGGAUGAGAAGAAGAGUACUAAUGAGAACAAUGCUGAAGAUGAAGAAAAUGAUAAGGUUGGCUCAUGGUACAGCAAUCCAGGGACUGGAACUUCAGGGAGUCAAGGUUUGGGUGGUGGUGUAGGGAAGUACUUGAAAGCAAGGAAUUCACAGGUUGAGUCUACUACUGCUGUUGACAGCAGUCAACCCGCGGUUUCUGUGACAAAGAAAAGAAAAGUAGGUGUCUCAACAGGAGAAUAUAAAAAUUUUUCUUCGUGGUAAGAGUUGCAAUAACUGCUAACCUCCCUAGACAACUGAAUUUGCUUGAUGGGUUUAGCCAAUGUUGAUACAGUUUAGCUGCGAGGAUAAUGGAUGACUUGAACCCUGUAAAUGCAGAAAGUCUGUAUUUUAUGGUGUAUAAUGAUGCAAUUGAGAGUAUUUGUACAGAAUUUGUAGUAGCAAAGUUUAUAAAGACCUUGGUACUUGAGGCGUUUAUUUUAGUUUGAUGUUCCCAGUUUUGAUGGGUUUUUAGGAACUUUUGGGUGGAGUCCUGAUAAUGUAUUUCUUGCUUCCCAUUUCUAGUAGCUGAGGUUGAUUUAAUUGGAUGGGAAGUAUAAAUGGGGGAUCUGUGGAAUCAGUUGUGUGUGUUUAGUAGCCCGGACCUGGAGUAUCUUGAAAAAUGUUGCGGUGGUCCGGCCAUCAUGGAGCUGGAAGCAUCAUAAAGCACACAGCGGCUCUAGCAAAAGGUGAUGAGAAACCAGCAUGAUUGGCCCAGCAUUCCACGGAAGCAUGGCGCUCGGAAUUUCUUACUCCUUUGAGAGCCCAUACUGAUGCCUGCCGUUCCAGUUCCAGUUAUCAUGGACCGAACAUAACCUGCAUCUGCGUGCAUACUUUCAUUAUUGGUGGCAAAAGCCGUGGUAGUGGGCCACCUGACUCGCCCUGGACCGAGGGCUUGUCUUACAAAGUUUGUACUACAAAUGAUGACUUCUGCAAAGCUUAUCAUUCAGUUCUCAGGGGCCUGUUGACGUACGUCGCUGUGGCUCAUUUCUGUGUCUUCUUUUGCUUGGGUGUAUUUCGGCUGUUGCUUCAACUUCAAAUGUACAUUGAGAUUGGAUUGGAUGUAUACGACCGAGUAUGACAAUUUCUUACCCUUCUAAGUUUGAAUUGUUUGGAUUCAA